GAAAACGCAGUUGAUAAUAGCUUGAUCGAUUGGCAAACUAUAUAUAAAGACGGAUUUGUUUGCACCUGCAGCAUAUGCGAUCGAGCAUUGGAUUGACCGGCAUGGCAAAGACGAUUCUUCAUCUGUUUAUCGGCGGGAUUCUCCUGGUAAAUCUGAGCUUAGGAGCCACUGUAAGGCGCCCACGCCUGGAUGGACGCAUUGUGGGCGGCCAGGUGGCUAACAUAAAGGACAUUCCCUAUCAGGUUUCCCUGCAGCGUAGCUAUCACUUCUGUGGUGGCUCUUUAAUCGCUCAGGGUUGGGUGCUCACAGCUGCCCACUGCACUGAAGGAUCUGCGAUACUCUUAUCCAAAGUUCGUAUUGGCUCCUCGCGGACUUCUGUGGGCGGUCAAUUGGUGGGGAUCAAGCGAGUUCAUCGACAUCCCAAAUUCGAUGCCUACACCAUUGACUUUGACUUUUCGCUGCUCGAACUGGAGGAAUAUAGUGCCAAGAACGUGACGCAGGCUUUCGUUGGGCUUCCCGAACAGGAUGCGGACAUUGCCGAUGGUACACCGGUCCUGGUUUCCGGCUGGGGAAACACGCAGAGCGCCCAGGAGACCUCAGCCGUUCUGCGGUCCGUUACGGUGCCCAAAGUCAGUCAGACGCAGUGCACAGAGGCUUAUGGCAACUUUGGCAGCAUCACGGAUCGCAUGCUCUGCGCCGGAUUGCCGGAGGGCGGCAAGGACGCCUGCCAAGGUGACUCCGGAGGACCUCUCGCUGCUGAUGGUGUCCUUUGGGGCGUGGUCUCCUGGGGCUACGGUUGUGCUAGACCAAACUAUCCCGGCGUUUAUUCGCGAGUCUCUGCGGUUCGUGACUGGAUUAGCUCUGUUAGUGGCAUUUGAGAUCAUUACUUCAUCAAAACUAAACUAAAUGAAUAAAGGGAAUGGAUAUACGUUACGAUUUGAGUAUUGGUUUCAUAGUUAAUACCCUAUUUACAUAAAAUACAAUUUUCAAGCGUAUUUUUAGGAAAGAUAUGAACUUCAGUAGUAAACAGAUUUCAAUGUUUUCGAAACCGAUGCACUCAAAUAACUCACAACAUUUUCUUGCACCAGCUGCACUUUUCUUUUGCUCCAUUCAUCAUCGCCCUACGAAGCAAUUGACCCAGAAAAACCCCUGGACCCAAUAUUGACAUAGUCUGGAAGGAGGAAGUGCCCUGGAUGACCACAUCAUAUCAAUAACUGCAGGCAGAACCGAUCAAAUUUACCUAAUAAUUGGACCGAAGGCAAAUAAAAGUUUUCGCGAAG
This is a messenger RNA of Drosophila melanogaster (fruit fly), 1280 nucleotides long. RefSeq names its product trypsin 29F (gene Try29F). The coding region runs from base 75 to 878 and encodes 267 amino acids. Gene Ontology annotation, biological process: proteolysis. NCBI's taxonomy places the organism in Eukaryota, Metazoa, Arthropoda, Insecta, Diptera, Drosophilidae. The record is from RefSeq and is marked reviewed. Gene Ontology annotation, molecular function: serine-type endopeptidase activity; peptidase activity; hydrolase activity. Gene Ontology annotation, cellular component: extracellular region. The transcript has a single exon.